Protopolystoma xenopodis is the source of this 543-nucleotide messenger RNA. The record is from the annotation of a GenBank genome assembly. NCBI's taxonomy places the organism in Eukaryota, Metazoa, Platyhelminthes, Monogenea, Polystomatidea, Polystomatidae.
AUGUCUGAGCUUCUUCGUCAGAAUCGGUUAGCUCAACGACAAAGACAGCUUCAGCGCUGGGACAAAUGUGGCACAGCUGAUCGCUGUCAGCCACAUAUUGCCUAUGCUAUGCAGUCGGUCGUCUACUUCUCCAGUCUUGAACAGGUUGCUCUCCUCCGUCGACAUCUCAGUCUCCGCUGGGAACCCAUACUCUGUCGGCGUCUGGAUCAGCUGAUCCCACGAUUGCGUACAGAAAUGGCUAUUACGGCCAACUUGACCCAAAUCGGGUGCCAUCGAUUUUCGGCUCAGCUUUCUGCCUCUUUUAUAAACGAUGCUUAUCUGCCCCAGCCUGUACCCAUGCUCCUGAUAGAAGCUGAAUAUUCAAAAAGUGAGUUGGAGAAACUCGUCGACAAGACACGAAAUUACAGAAGCCGAGGUUCGGACAAUUCUGCAAAUCUCAAGGCAUGCUCAGAUUCAGAAAGCAAAAUAAGCCCCAAGUGUAUGUUUCAUACUAGCUCCAGCCGAAAGCUCUUCUGCAAGGUCGUCCGGAACAGGAGAGCCUAG